Messenger RNA from Entamoeba invadens IP1, 375 nucleotides. RefSeq lists its product as hypothetical. NCBI's taxonomy places the organism in Eukaryota, Evosea, Mastigamoebida, Endamoebidae. The transcript has a single exon. Bases 1 to 375 code for a protein of 124 amino acids. The record is from RefSeq and is a predicted model, not a curated record.
AUGAAUGAGAAAGAAAACGACGAAGACUCGAGUGAGGCAGAGGCUGCAAAAGAGAACGAGACAUUAAGACGACGCCGAAAAACACUAGAGAAGCGCCUUGGAGACAAAGACCUUGAAAAGACGGCUAAAAAGACAUUACAAGAGACCAAAACGAAGGAGAUGAUCUCAUUACUCAAAUGGCUCAUUCAGCGUCACAUCGAGCAACAGAAACGUGGCAAAUCCGAAAUCAUCAAACAGCUUUUGUCUCAUGACAGAUAUACCGAACGGCGCAACCAACUCAGCACUGAAAUUACAGAAGCUGUCAAUGAACUUCUCCGUCAUCUUGAUGUGAACAGACUUGAAACAGAGUUUUUAAGUCUCUGUAAAGACCACUAA